Molecule: messenger RNA, 329 nt
Organism: Ichthyophthirius multifiliis
Lineage: Eukaryota; Ciliophora; Oligohymenophorea; Hymenostomatida
Exons: 3
Source: RefSeq, a predicted model, not a curated record
UAAGAAGAUUAUAAGUUUAAUGAAAAGCAAUAAUUUUCAGUUUUUUAAACAAAAUCAAAUGAACAGAUAAAAUAAUCUACAAACAAUUAAAUUAAUAAUUAGAUUGAAAUGUUAAGACAUGCAUUAAAAGAAGCAAUUGAUGAGAAUGAAAUUUUAAGAAAUAGAGUUUCAGAAGUUGAGGCUCUUUAUGCUGCAGCUGAGGAUGAAGUUUUAAAAAGAGAUUAAUGUAUAUAAGAACUAAUAUGUUAAAUAGAAAAAUUAAGCAUAUAAACUGAAUCUAAUAAAUAAAUGAGAAAAAGAAUUAAUAGUUUAUGAUAAUAUAGUUAUAA